Molecule: messenger RNA, 1252 nt
Organism: Pistacia vera
Lineage: Eukaryota; Viridiplantae; Streptophyta; Magnoliopsida; Sapindales; Anacardiaceae
Product: rRNA-processing protein UTP23 homolog
Exons: 6
Coding region: 186-1043 (285 amino acids)
Cellular component (GO): small-subunit processome; nucleolus
Molecular function (GO): small ribosomal subunit rRNA binding
Source: RefSeq, a predicted model, not a curated record
AUCCUCUUCUUAAGCCAUCCUUCUCUCUUAAUAGCCAAAACCCUUCGUCCCUCUCGCACAUACAACUUCCGCCCUUAUCGCCGGUGAAGAAUAAUUUUAUUCUUUUACUUUUAUGCAUAAAGGUUCAGCUUAAUUUGGUGAUUACAGUGUGUAAUUUAUUGUGGAUUUAAUUUAACAAAUUAAAGAUGAAAGUGAAGAAACAGAAGCGCCAUAGGAAGACUGUGAGAUUCUUCACAGCUUGUUUUGGAUUCAGGCAGCCUUACAAAGUUAUUUGCGACGGUACAUUCGUGCAUCACCUCAUUGAAAAUGGCAUCACUCCGGCUGACCAAGCUCUUUCAAACACUCUUGCUGCUCCUGUUAAGCUCUUCACCACCAAGUGUGUUAUUGAGGAGUUGAAGAGACUGGGUCAGUCACAAUCUGAAGCUCUCGAGGCGGCGCAUAAGCUUACAGUUGCAAGAUGUGAUCAUGACAAGAGGAAGAGUGCUGAUGUUUGCAUCAUGGAUAUUAUUGGAGAAAAAAAUUCUGAGCAUUUCUUUGUUGCCACUCAGGAUGUUGAUCUGCGGAAGAAGUUACAGGAGGUUCCAGGUGUUCCACUUAUAUUUGGUUUGCGGAAUGCCCUUUUCCUUGAGCCCCCAUCUGCAUUUCAACGCCAAUUUGUCAAAGCUUCUGAAGAAGGUCGCUCUCAUAUGACUGAAUCAGAGUAUAAAAUGUUAAAAAAGAGAGCUAAGAACUUGUUGGAAACUGAGCAAACUAGGGAUUCAUCUAAUGAAAAUGAAGAUUUAGAAGAUCAGAAGUUAGAGAUGCAGACAGUGGAACGGAAACAUAAUACAACAAAGGGAUUGGGUGUGAAGGAUAGACCGCAAUUUAAGAGAAAGAAAGCUAAGGGUCCAAAUCCACUUUCAUGUAAGAAGAAAAAGAGUAGUCAUAAUCAAAGUAGGGUAUCUGGAAAGGGAAGUGAAGAGGGGAAUGAUACUGUGAGAAGUAGGAGCAGGAAACGAAAGAGGUCACGUGUGGGCAAAAACGCUGUGCAGACAGAAAGCUAAUGAUCGUCAUUGGCAAGCUUGAAGAGGAUCAAGAUUUUGUCUUGGUGAAGCUAAGUGUUCAGUGAGUGUUUAACUUUUGUAAAACUAUAUGUCAUUAUAAUUGUGGUAUCUUACUGGGUGAGAUUUUGGCAUUUUUCGUUGUUGUCUGAGAAUCGCAAAUUUAGACAUUUCCAAAAUUGAUUAAUAUGUUCAUAUCUUUAAUUGGAUUG